GUUCGUGUUGGCGUCGUUAUUCCGCCCGACUGAACGAGGAAGCGGCAGAAACGGUUGCUGAAGACAACGCUGAGCAGAGAGUCGGUUCAUACGGACAUAAAGCCACGGAUGCGACUCCUCAUAAUGGAAUCUUGUGUCUUUCUGAUCAAAUCACAAGGACCUCUUGGUCAGAGAUGGGUCUUGUGACUACAUAUCUACAGGCACCCUGCCUAACAUCUUUGAGAUUUAAUAAGCAGCUGUAAUACACUAGUACACACACGUACGUAAGCAUGGCACCCGUCCCACCUGGCAUCCGCUUCCUGGCAUCCUUCAAUAGGGACCAGUGGUACAGGGCCUUCACGUUUGCUCUCACAUUCCUGCUCUACACUAGCUUCCAUCUGUCCAGGAAGCCCAUCAGCAUUGUUAAGAGUGAGCUGCAUAAGAACUGCUCUCAUGUCACAGAGGCGCCUACAGAUAGCAGCAGUCGGCAGCCUGCACUUCACCAAGAACUCGACUGCAGCUGGAAACCAUUCGACAGAAAUAACUAUAAGCAGUUGCUCGGAGCGAUGGAUUACUCUUUCCUGUGUGCUUAUGCCAUAGGCAUGUAUCUCAGUGGAAUCAUUGGAGAGCGUUUGCCAAUUCGCCUGUACCUGACUGUGGGCAUGUUGACCAGUGGCCUUUUCACCUGUCUGUUUGGAAUGGGAUACAUCUAUGACGUCCAUAGCCUGGGCUUCUAUAUAUUUGUUCAGGUGGCCAAUGGUUUGGUUCAGACCACUGGUUGGCCCAGUGUUGUGACUUGCAUUGGUAACUGGUUUGGCAAGGGCAGGAGAGGCCUCAUCAUGGGUUUGUGGAACUCUCACACAUCAGUGGGCAACAUUCUGGGCUCUUUGAUCGCUGGAUAUUAUGUCUCCUCUAACUGGGGUCUGUCCUUUAUCGUCCCCGGAGUUAUCAUCGCUGCCAUGGGAGUCAUCUGCUUCCUCUUUCUAAUAGAGCACCCUCAUGAUCUGAAGAUCGCCAGUACACAGAGCUCAGCUCCAAGCAAUCAGAAGCGUCAUAAAAGCUGGAAUGGUGUGAAUGGACAUAAAGACUUGUACUUGCAGUACAAGCCAGGAGCUAAAACACAGAGCUGGGACACAGAGCUUCUGCUGGGACAGGAGAGCAUUGGAGUGUGUGUUCCUGUGCAGCAGGUGGUGGUGGUGAAGAGCGAGGCAGAACCGUCAGCCAUCAGCUUCAUGGGAGCUUUACGCAUUCCUGGAGUGGUGGAGUUCUCUCUUUGUCUCCUGUUUGCAAAGUUGGUCAGUUAUACCUUCCUCUUCUGGCUCCCCCUCUACAUCACUAAAGCAGCUCACCUUGAUGCCAAGAAAGCUGGAGACCUUUCAACUCUUUUUGAUGUGGGCGGGAUUGUUGGAGGGAUCCUGGCUGGAGUGAUCUCUGAUAAGAUGGGAAAGAGGGCCACCACUUGUGCUGUGAUGCUUCUACUGGCUGCACCCACACUUUACGGCUUCUCUAUGAUGAGUCAGUUUGGCCUGGGUCCCACUAUUGGCAUGCUGCUGGUGUGUGGUGGUUUAGUCAACGGACCGUACGCUCUCAUCACAACCGCUGUCUCUGCUGACUUGGGCACACACAAGAGUUUGAAGGGCAAUGCCAGGGCUCUGUCUACAGUCACAGCUAUUAUAGAUGGCACUGGAUCUGUUGGUGCUGCUGUGGGACCUUUGUUGGCAGGGUUGCUGUCAGCACAAGGCUGGGAUCAGGUCUUUUACAUGCUCAUGACCGCAGACUUUUUAGCACUGUUGCUUUUACUAAGACUUGUGAUGAAGGAGCUUCGCUCUCACAGGAACCGGCCAGGAGCUGCUGUCGAACUGAAGGAACAUUAACUACUUUGCACUAACUGAGCACGACAAACUGUGAUGGGCACAGGAUAUAAAUGUUCACAUCUCGGACCACUUCCUACCCUGGACCAAAACUUGACUGGACUAAAACCUGUUCUUAGUCACCUGUUUUAGAAAAUGGACUAUACAAAGACAUUUUAUUCUUUCUCAGAUGAGAAAUCAUCCAUUUAGGGCGAAGCCACUUUGAGGAAAUAUUUUCUUACCGAAUAUUUAUUGUGAAGAUUCAGGCGCCGCUUGCGUUUGUCCUUUGGUUGUACCCAAACAAAUGAACAUGACUCAAUGUGAGAUCAAGCCUAAAUAUCCCUCCAGUUAAAUAAUGCACAAUUGCACAACCAAAAGUAGCCUCCCUUUGCUGCUAACAAGGGGAAUUUAAAAUAAAUGCAGUAUAAUUUCUACUUCUAGAUCCCCGCCAGGCGCACAGCGCCUUCAUUAAACACGCAGAACAAAUGUCCCUGUAGAUAGUUCAGAAAUCCAUUCUUGCAUGAAUUGUCACAUUGAAUUGAACACGACAAUUUUACGUAAGAACGAUUUACACCGAAAUUUGUUCUGCUUGUGUUUCAUAAAUGAGGCCUAUAGAGCGCAUAGCCGAUUGUCAGUUUAGUUAUGUGUGUGUGUAUAUAUGCUAAAUCUAUAAUAUAUCAUGAUUCUCAUCUGCCUUUCUAUAAACCAAAGCCAGUCCUGUUAGUAGUUGAGAAAAUGUGUUAUAUUCAGACUGUUUUCUGUCUUUCUGUGGUGACGUUAACAGUUCUUAUCCUGUGUUUGUAUAUAGGGAAUCCACUAGGUGAUUAUGACAAAUUAUUUUCUCGUAUUUAAUUUUAUAUUUAUUUAUUUUUUCACUGCUGGCCUGUGACUUAAUGAAUAAACAUUGUGCUUUGA
Labeo rohita (rohu) is the source of this 2744-nucleotide messenger RNA. It is a transcript of the gene slc37a1, whose product is annotated as solute carrier family 37 member 1. The coding region runs from base 270 to 1853 and encodes 527 amino acids. Lineage: Eukaryota; Metazoa; Chordata; Actinopteri; Cypriniformes; Cyprinidae. Gene Ontology annotation, cellular component: endoplasmic reticulum membrane. Gene Ontology annotation, biological process: glucose-6-phosphate transport; phosphate ion transmembrane transport. Gene Ontology annotation, molecular function: glucose 6-phosphate:phosphate antiporter activity. The transcript has 20 exons. The record is from RefSeq and is a predicted model, not a curated record.